UUCAAUAAAUUGUUUUGUUUCAAUUCAAUUGCAAUUAAAACUAAUCGUGAGGUUCGAAGAAGAAAAAGUUCGUGAUUGUCAUUUUACAAGUGCUAAUAAACCAACUAGACAGGUUUCGUCCUGUUGCCUAAUUGCAUCGACGAAGUUAAACGAUUGUGAAAAGUUUCAAUCUACUCAUUAAGAUGGAAUCAAAACAAAUUGAAUUCGAGUCUUUAUGUGGUGAUGAAAUAUUCUGGAAUUUUGAUUCAUUUUGGAACUCUAAAUCGCCCAAAUUGAGCAAAUGUUUUAUGCAAACUGUUCUCAUUUGGCCUGGUUCACUUUUCUUGUUUGUCUUUUCUUAUUUCGAAUACAAACGAACUCUUCAAACCAAGAAUAAAACGAUUUCAUACAAUAAACUUAAUCUGACUCGAUUAGUGUUAUCAACUUUUUGUAUUCUGAUAAAUGUAUUUCAUUUGGUACACAUCAUCCGCAAGCAAAGCUCCAACUCAUACUUACAACUCACCACUGCUGAAAUAGUUGCACCUUCAUUGAAUAUCAUAUCAUUUGUAUUGAUAAGUCUCUUCUUCUACUAUCACCGUAUUCGUGGUGUACAUUCAAGUGCCUUUAUUUGGAUAUACUUAUCAAUCCAAUCCAUUUGUUGCAGCAUAACAACAAUACAAUCUUGGAUAAAUUUUGAGAUCUAUUCUGGACUCGAGAUCGCUAUCAUUAAUGCACAAUGUGCUGCAAUAAUAUUGCUUCUCUUAUUGGCUUCAUUUGUUGAUUAUGAGCUCGAUACCAUUGCUACUGAGGGUUAUGAGAUGAAAGAGGAUGGUGAAUCGACUGUCGAAAGUAGCAUAAAGUACAAAAUAUCGUUCCCAAGUCGAUUGGUAUUCUGGUGGGCAAACAAGUUGAUAUUUUUGGGCUGGAAAAAGCCAUUGACUAUUAAAGAUUUGUGGCCAUUAAAAGAUUAUUUGAAAAGUGACUUUCUACUCGAAAAGCUGAAAUCCAAAGAUAAAUCAUUGAAACUUGAACAAAGUACCAAAAGCUCUAUUAAAACUAGCAAAGACUCGGCUGAUGCACAGAAAGUAAAUGUUGUAUUGCUUUUGUUCAAAACUUUCGGCCACUAUUUGCUGUUCGGAGCUUGCCUUAAACUUAUGCAAGACAUUCUAACCUUUCUAACUCCUGAAUUAUUAAAAGUUUUGCUCAACUUUAUUGAGAACCAAUCUUCGGAACCGAUUUGGCAUGGAUUUUUCAUCGCCAUUGUUCUGUUUUCUGUCACUUGUUGUCAAACUUUGUUUGGAAAUUAUUAUUUUUACAAAAUGUAUAUUCUCGGAAUGAGAGUACAAUCAGCACUUACUGCAGCUGUAUACAGCAAGUCCCUGACACUGAACGAUGAGGCAAGGAAAAGGUUCACGACUGGACAGAUAACUAAUUUAAUGUCAGUUGAUGUUGAAAGGAUAGAAACCAUUGCAUACUUUGCUAACAUAUUUUGGUCAGCACCUUUGCAAGUAAUCAUCGCUCUUUGGUUACUUUACCGUGAAUUGGGAUAUUCAUCGCUUUUUGGGGCCUUUGUUAUGCUCGUUAUGGGUCCAUUGGAUGGCAUUGUUGUUAAAUACAGUGAAAAGUUUCAAGAAAAGUUGAUGGAUCGAAAGGAUAAGAGGAUAAAGUUUAUUAGUGAAAUACUGAACGGAAUCAAGAUUAUCAAAUUUUAUGCUUGGGAAGAGUCUUUUAUUAAGCACAUCUCUUCAUUGCGUCGAGAAGAGUUGCGUAAACUGAAAAUGGUUUCCUAUCUGGAUUCAGUUUCAUCGUUUAUAUACUUCUGUUCACCAACCAUGGUUUCUGUGGCGACCUUUGCUGCUUUUAUUUUGGUACAAAAAGAAACUCUUACAGCUCAAAAAGCCUUUGUUUCGUUGACAUUGUUCAAUAUACUUCGACAACCUUUAACGAUGUUACCAGAGUUGAUUUCAGACUUAAUUAUGGCUCUGGUGUCAAUCAAGCGGCUCAACAAGUUUCUAAGUUCUGAGGAUCUUGACCAAUACGUAACCAGAAACAAUGAAGGGAAUGCAAUCACAAUAAAAGACGCUUCAUUUAGGUGGUUCAAAAAUGAGGCAGCCGAAGAAAAGACAGUAAAGAAAUCUCUCGCCAAGCAGCCUGAAAUUAAAGAAGCAGACAGAUCUCAGAAAAAGUCAAUUAAUGAUGAGCCAACUCUACAAAAUAUCAACAUUGAAGUUAAAAAAGACGCAUUUGUGGCAAUAAUCGGAUCAGUUGGUUCUGGUAAAAGUUCAUUGUUGAGUGCAAUUCUGGGUGAAAUGAAGAGAGUCAAGGGUUGUAUCAAUAUAAAUGGCAAACUAAGAGUCGCUUAUGUUUCUCAACAAGCCUGGAUACAAAAUGUGACUUUACGUGAAAACAUUCUGUUUGGUCAUAAAUUUGACAAAACUAAAUAUGACACGAUUGUUUCAGCUUGUGCUCUCGAUCAUGACAUUGCUUAUCUGCCUAAUGGCGAUGAGACUGAAAUCGGUGAAAAGGGUAUUAACCUUUCUGGUGGUCAAAAACAAAGAGUCAGUCUUGCUAGAGCUUGUUAUAGUGAUGCAGAUAUUUACCUUUUGGAUGAUCCAUUGAGUGCUGUUGAUGCUCAUGUUGCAAGUCACAUUUUUCAUCACGUUCUCAGUUCGGUUGGGAUUCUUGGUGGAAAGACUAGAGUUUUGGUUACGAAUAAACUAAAUAUUUUAUCAAAAGUUGACUUCAUUUAUGUUUUGUCUAACGGAGUCAUCAGUGAAACAGGAACUUACAAUGAACUGGUCAACUCAAAGGGUGAAUUUUCAAAGUUAAUUGAACAACAUGUCAGUAAGGUCGAAGAAACUGAUGUCGAAAUUAGUGACAAUGGGCUGACACAUGAUAAAGUAAAGCCGAAUGAACAAUCGAAACUACAAAAUGCCAAUAAUGGAAAAUUGAUUGAAUCAGAAACCUUGUCGACUGGUAAAGUUGCUUGGUCCAUUUACAUUCAAUACUUCAAAAUGUUUUCAAUUCCUUGGACUGUUAUUUUCAUCCUUGCUACGGCCAUUUCAGAGAUGUUGUCUGUUGGAGCAAAUGUUUGGUUAUCUAAAUGGUCGGCCGAUAGUUUGAUUAAAAAUGAUUCAACAGUCAGUGUCCCUUAUAGACUUGGGAUUUUCGCUGCUCUUGGUGUCAGUAGAGGUGUUGCGUCGUUGGUUGGUUCGUGGGCUUUGGUCAAUGGAAGUUUGAGAGUUUCAACAAUUUUUCAUCGAAAACUGUUGAUGCAAAUUUUUAGAGCUCCAAUCUCAUUUUUCGACAUUAAUCCAUCUGGUCGAAUCAUCAAUAGAUUUUCCAAAGAUCUAAACACGGUUGACACCACUUUGCGCUUUUUUUGGGGCUAUUGGAUCACUGGCCUCUUCGAAGUUGUCUCUGCUCUAGUUAUUAUAUCAAUUAACAUUCCUUUGCUGAUACCUGCAUUGUUACCCGUUGGUCUGCUGUACUGGUUCCUUCAACGGGUUUAUAUUUCCUCAUCUCGACAAUUAAAACGACUUGAAUCUGUAUCCAGAUCGCCAAUCUAUUCAUAUUUCAGUGAGACAUUAAAUGGACUCAGUACAAUUCGAGCCUUCAGUGAAACAAACCAAUUUAUGUCUAAAAUGUGCCAAAAAAUUGACAUGAAUCAAUCCUGUGCUUAUCCUAGUAUUGUUGCUAAUCGAUGGUUAAAUGUAAGGUUAGAGUUAAUGGGAUGCUUCAUUGUUUUACUGUCAUCUACUUUUGCUGUCAUUUCACGAACUUCUCUCGACCCAAGUGUUGUUGGAUUGAUCUUGUCAUAUGCAUUAACCAUUUCAAAGACACUAAGUUUUUUAGUACGAAACUCUUCAUAUCUCGAAACCAGUAUUAUUGCUGUUGAGCGAAUAAUCGAGUAUUGUCAAAUACCAAGUGAAGCUGAUUGGUAUAAGGCCAAGAUUUCCCCCAGAAAUAGUUGGCCAGAAAAAGGUUCGAUUGAAUUUCAUGAUUUUGAAACCCGUUAUCGCGUUGACACUGAAUUGAUAAUCAAAGGCAUUACAGCCAAGAUCGAGCCCAAAGAAAAGAUUGGAAUUGUUGGCAGAACUGGAGCUGGAAAAUCGACCAUCACUUUAUCACUAUUCCGACUUAUUGAGCCUUCAAAAGGAACCAUUUCUAUUGAUGGUUACAAUAUUUGUGAUUUACCUUUGCACACACUUCGAUCUCGAUUAGCAAUUAUACCUCAAGAUCCAGUGCUUUUUAGUGGCUCACUGAGAUUCAACCUCGAUCCUUUCCAAAAUUAUUCAGAUGAACAAAUAUGGGAUUCGCUUUCGCAGGUUACUCUCAAAGACUUUGUUCUCAAUACAAGUGAAGGUCUUGAAUAUAAUGUUACAGAAGAAGGGUCGAACUUGAGUGUCGGACAGAAGCAACUUCUAUGCUUAGCAAGAGCGCUGCUCAAAAAGCCCAAAAUUAUUUUCCUGGACGAGGCCACGUCUGCUAUUGAUUUGGAUACUGAUGCUUUUAUCCAAAAGACUAUUCGUGAUAAAUUCAAUCAAUGUACAAUUUUAACUAUCGCUCAUCGUUUACAAACAAUUCUCGAUUCAGACAGAGUUCUUGUAUUGGAUGAUGGAAAAAUCGCUGAAUUUGAUAAGCCAGAUGUUUUGUUAUCAAGAAAGGAUUCAUUGUUUUACUCUUUAGCAAAACAAGAUAAUUUAAUUCCUUAACUUUUCAA
Molecule: messenger RNA, 4702 nt
Organism: Tetranychus urticae (two-spotted spider mite)
Lineage: Eukaryota; Metazoa; Arthropoda; Arachnida; Trombidiformes; Tetranychidae
Product: multidrug resistance-associated protein 1-like
Biological process (GO): transmembrane transport
Cellular component (GO): membrane
Molecular function (GO): ABC-type transporter activity; ATP binding; ATP hydrolysis activity
Source: RefSeq, a predicted model, not a curated record